This is a messenger RNA of Helianthus annuus (common sunflower), 1678 nucleotides long. RefSeq lists its product as uncharacterized. The record is from RefSeq and is a predicted model, not a curated record. The transcript has 2 exons. Lineage: Eukaryota; Viridiplantae; Streptophyta; Magnoliopsida; Asterales; Asteraceae. Bases 1016 to 1351 code for a protein of 111 amino acids.
UUUCAAAAAGGUCGAUCUUGUCGAACGCCUUGUUUUCCUUGCCUCGAAACUCUAUGUUCGCCACCGCCACCUGGUCUUUGUGGCUUAACUCGCCAUCGGGAACGGCUUCGUAGUAAGCCUUGAAACGCUCGAGCUUGGGCCGUAGCUCACGCCAUUUAUGUUGGCACGCGUUGAGGUUGUGGCGGUCGUUACCGACGUUAUGUCGGUAGGCCGCGAAUGCUUCCGUCCAAUAUUUUGUUUGGCCCAGUGGCCGCCCCUUCAUAGUGUCGACGACGCUAGUGACGAGUGCCAUUUCUUCUUCAUGGGUCUAGGAUGCCAUAACGGUGUUGGGUUCGUGGGAUGGUGGAGACCAGCGGGGUAGCGGGUUCAAGACUGGGUAGCCGGUGGGGUUUCGGUUCGUGGGAUGGGGGGACCAGUGGGUUGGGGGUUACAAAUAUCUAGAGGUUGUUGGGAGACUGGGGUGGCGGUUUGGUAGUAUGGGGGACCGUUUGAAUUUUUAAAUUCAAAAUUUGAAUUAGCCGCCUGACGUGGCGGGGUGAGCAAAUGAAAUUCCGCCAGCUCGCUUGGCUAUACCGCCCCACGCCCGGCUUGAAAGCCAAGCCCCAAGGGGCCACGCCCCAACCCAAGCCCACCCGGGGUGGUGGCUUGGGCGUUUUACCCCAACCCACGCCCCAACCCAAGCCCCAUACCCCAUGGCCUUAGAUGGUGAAUUAGAAGUGGGUGACAUGACGAUGACAUGGAGGGUCAUGAUGAUCAUGACCACAUUUGUUUUUCUUCCUAUCUGUCUUUAAUUUAAUAAUUUAGAGCCACCGAUUUUGUAGGUGGUUAUGCCGGAAAAUAUUACAACGGCAGUUUAUCAGUGUUUGAAUAUGGUAAAUUUGUUUAUAUUUGAAGGGUAUUUGUGUUAUGUGCCUUAUGUAUAAGGUUUGAUGUAAAACUAUCAUCGAGUCGGGGGUCUUACUAGAAGCAGCGUCUCUAUUCUAACGGGGUAAAGGUAAGAAUAGAACUUGCUGAGAUGCAAUCCCAGCGUGAAGCGAUUUUUCGGCUGUCUGGUGAGAAGAAGGAAUUUGCUGAUGAAGCCCAUCAAGCGCGCCUUGCGUUUGAGAAGAGAGAGAAGGAAUAUGUCGCUCGUAUCGACAAGUUAGAUCUCCUUGUUAAACAGAAGGUUUCCGAGUGUGAGGCCACUGGAAAACUUCUUGAAGAGAAAACGUCUGAAUGUGAAGCUUCUGAGCUCCUUGUUGAGGAGGUAUCUGCUGAUUGCAGAUGGUUGUUGUCGCGCGCCGUUCCCUUGCUUGCUGACCGUAUUGUGAAUUCUACUGAACUUGCUACGUAUAUGUUUGAGUUGGGUUAAGCGGGGUAUAAUAGUGGUCGGAAGUUUGGCUACUCUGAGGGUAAAGCUGCGGUUAUCAAUAAUGAAAAGGAUUACCACUUUGAGCUUCAUAAAGAGAACUGUGAUGGUAAGUAUGCCGCCAAGUGCAAGGAGUUUUCGACCCUGGAAUUUGCCCUUUUUAGGGCUGCUCAAAAGCUAUCCCGGAAACCAGAUGGUGUCGCUUUGUUGAAGAAGGCUCUUGAUGAUGAGGGCAACAUGUCUGGCGGUGCUGGGACUAGUCAUCCCGAGUGAAGGAUUCCGGCCUGCGCGCUGUGUAUGGCCUGAUGUGGCCUUGUAUUUUUUUGGUGA